AUGAAGGCUGUCCUCGUGCUCGUGGCGGCGGCGGCGGUGGCGGCGGCGGAGAGCUACUACGGCUACGGCGGCGGCGGUGGCGGUGGUGGUCUUGGCGGCGGCUUCGGCGGCGGCGGCUUCGGCGGCGGCGGCUUCGGCGGCGGCGGCGGCGGCUAUGGAGGCGUUGGUGGAGGUGGCGGCUUUGGCGGUGGCGGCUUUGGCGGCGUUGGUGGCGGCGGCGGCUUUGGCGGCGGCGGCGGCUACGGGUCGAAGGUGGACCUGAGCACCGCCUACAGCGACUACCACUUCUCCUGGCGCCACGACGGGGGCCGGAAGUACGACUGGUAUCAAGCUAACGACUACUGCAAAUAUCUCGGGCCCGGGUGGCAGGGGGUUAGCAUUGAGACCAAGCACGAGGACGCCAUCAUCUCCAAGGUCAUCUACCAAGACCAAGUGAAGUACAUCUGGACCAGCGGCUUCAGGCAAGGCUAUGACUUCCAAUGGGGUUCCGGCAGUCCCUUCUACGGCCUCAACUGGUCCCACACUGGAGCACAAGGCAUCCCCCAGCCGGACAACAACGAGGAUGGGAAGGAGUUCUGUCUGUCCGUCCUCAACAACUUCUACAAGGACGGGAUUAGGUGGCAUGAUGUCGCCUGUCACCACGAGAAGCCCAUCAUCUGUGAACGCCCCAGGGGAUACGGGGGUGGAGUUGGCGGCAUUGGGGGUGGCGUUGGCGGAGGACACGGUGGCGGCAUUGGUGGUGGCGUUGGUACCAGCUACGGCGUCCCUUCGUAUGGGUAUGGGAAACCUGACUUCAAUACGUUAACUUGCAUUUCCUCUCUCUUCCUUUCGACGAUGAAGGCCGUGCUGAUCCUCGCGUUAGCGGCCGUGGCGUCGGGCGGCGGCCGGUAUGGCACUGGCCGCAGAGUGAUCAUUUCCAACGGCAGCGGCAUCGGCGGCGGUGGCUUCGGCGGCGGCUUCGGCGGCGGCAUCGGUGGCGGUGGUUUUGGUGGCGUCAUCGGCGGCGGCGGUUUUGGUGGCGGCCGUGGCGGCGGUUUCGGCGGCGGCAUCGGCGGCGGUGGUUUUGGUGGCGGCCGUGGUGGUGGCUUCGGCGGCGGCAUCGGCGGCGGUGGUUUUGGUGGCGUCAUCGGCGGCGGCGGGUUCGGCGGGUUCGGCGGCCUGGUAGAUCUGUCCUACGGCUACAGCGACUACCACUUCUCCUGGAGGCACGGCUUACCGAAGACUGACUGGCACCACGCGAACCUCUACUGCAGCAAGCUGGGAUACGGCUGGAAGGGCGUGAGCAUCGAGACCAAGGGCGAGGACGCCGUCAUCUCCAACAUCAUCUACAAGGACCGCCUUGAGUACAUCUGGACCGGGGGUUACAGAAAGGGAUACGGCUUCAUUUGGCCGUCUGGUAACCGCUUCCUCGACCUCAAUUGGUCCCACACCGGCAAAUUUGGGCGUCCUCAGCCCGACAACCGCGAAGGCAAUGAAUUCUGCCAUGCCGUCCUCAACAACGUCUACAAUGACGGCAUCAGGUGGCACGACGUCGCCUGCCACCACAAGAAGCCCAUCAUCUGCGAGCGGCCCAAGCACUAUGGUCAUGGCGGCGGCAUCGGCGGCAUCGGCGGCAUUGGCGGCAUCGGCGGAGGCGGCUUCGGCGGCGGUGGCAUUGGCGGCAUCGGCGGAGGCGGCUUCGGCGGCGGUGGCAUUGGCGGCAUCGGCGGAGGCGGCUUCGGCGGCCGCCACCACGGCUACGGUCAUGGCCGCUACGGUUAUGGCUACUAAGAACAAAACAGCGAAUGUUUUGUGUUGGAUAAGUCACCGGUGGUAGACUGUUCUAAGCCUCCCCGUCUGCCUCUCUCUCACUCACCCUCGUCUCCGUCUCUUCCCUCUUCGUCCUCUUCAACGAGUCAUUCUCUUAAUCUUUCCUCUGUUGUGUGAGUGAAUAAAUUAAUUAUUGGUUUA
Eriocheir sinensis (Chinese mitten crab) is the source of this 1950-nucleotide messenger RNA. Its product is annotated as RNA-binding protein FUS-like. Bases 1 to 1770 code for a protein of 589 amino acids. The record is from RefSeq and is a predicted model, not a curated record. The transcript is spliced from 9 exons. NCBI's taxonomy places the organism in Eukaryota, Metazoa, Arthropoda, Malacostraca, Decapoda, Varunidae.